CUCAACAUCAAUAUUCACUUCAAGUAAUGGCACCUCUCCCUCGACAUCAAUAUUCACUUCAAGUGAUGCCACCAAUCCCUCAACUGCAACGACAUCAACUUCAAAUAAUGCCACCAUUACUACACCGACAUUAACAGUCAUUUCAAGCGAUUCCACCACUCCCUCAAAAGCCACUUCAAGUGAUGCCACCACUCCCUCAUCUACAUCAAUAGUCACUUCAAGUGAUGCCACAGCUACUACAUCAACAUCAGCAGUCACUUCAAGCGAUAUCACUGUUCCUUCAACAUUUACUUCAAGUGGUGCCACCGCUACUACAUCAGCAUUCAGUUCAAGUGAUGCCAUCUCUUCCUCGACAUCAACAGUCACUUUAAGUGAUGCCACCACUCCCUCAGCAGUAGCUUCAAGUGAUGCCACCACUAAGUUGACAGUCACUUCAAGUGUUGAAACUAGUCCCGAGACACCAACACUAACUUCAACUGUGGCCACCAUUCCCUCUAUUGCUUCAAAAGUAAUCUCAACUGAUGCCACCAAUCCCUCAACUGUGUUUACAUUCUCAUCAAGUUAUGCCACAACUCCCUCAACUACAUUGAAAGUCACAAGUGAUGCCAUCACUCGCUCUACAACAUUGAUAAUGACAGACCCUUCAAAUGAUGCCACCUCUCCCUCAAGAGUCACUUCAAGUGAUACCACAACUCCCUUUUCUACAUUGACAGUCACUUCAAGUGAUAACACCUCUGCCUCGACAACAACAGUCCCUUCAAGUGUUGCCAACACUCCCUCGACAUUAACAUUCACUUUAAGUGAUGCCACCUCUCCCUUGACAUCAACAGUUACUUCAAGUAAUGCCACCUUUUCCUGGACAUCAACUGUCACAUCAAGUGAUGCCACCCCUUCCUCAACUAACUCUGUCUCUUCAAGUGAUGCCACCUCACCCUCGACAUCAACAGUCACUUCAAGUGAUGCCACCACUACAUCAACAGUCACUUCAAGUGAUGUCCCCAAUACAUCAACAGUUACUUCAAGUGAUGCUACCACUACAUCAACAGUCUCUUCAAGUGAUGCCCCCACUCCCUCGACAUCAACAGUCACUUCAAGUGAUAGCACAAAUACAUCAACAGUCUCUUCAAGUGAUGCCACCACUCCCUCGACAUUAACAGUCACUUCAAGUAAUGCCACGUCUCCCUCAACAUUAACAGUCACUUCAAGUGAUACUACCACUACAGCAACAGUCACUUCAAGUGAUGCCCCCACUACAUCGAUAGUAUCUUCAAAUGAUACCAACUCUCCCUCGACUUCAACAGUCACUUCAAGUGAUGCCAACACCACAUCAACAGUCACUUCAAGUGAUCCUACCACUACAUCGACUGUCCCUUCAAGUGAUACCACCACUACCUCAACAUUAACAGUCACUUCAAGAAAUGCCACCAACACAUUGACAGUCUCUACAAGUGAUGCCUCCACUCCUUCGACAUCAACAGUCACUUCAAGUGAUGCCACCAAUACAUCAACAGUCACUUCAAGUGAUGCUACCACUACAUUGACAGUCACUUCAAGUUAUGCUACCACUACAUUGACAGUCUCUUCAAGUGAUAGCACCACACCCUCAACAUCAAGAGUCACUUCAAGAAAUGCCACGUCUCCCUCGACAUCAACAGUCACUUCAAGUGAUACCACCAAUACAUCGACAGUCACUUCAAGUGAUGCCUCCACUUCUUCGACUUCAACAGUCACUUCAAGUGAUGCCACCAAUACAUCAACAUUCACUUCAAGUGAUGCUACCACUACAUUGACAGUCACUUCAAGUGAUGCUUCCACUACAUCGACAGUCACUUCAAGUGAUCCCACCACUACCUCGACAUUAACAGUCACUUCCAGAAAUUCCACCUCUCCCUCAACAUCAACAGUCACUUCAAGUGAUGCCCCCAAUACAUUGACAGUCACAUCAAGUGAUGAUACCACUACAUUGACAGUCUCUUCAAGUGAUGCCACCACUCCCUCAACAUCAACAGUCACUUCAAGAUAUGCAACCUCUCCCUCAACUACAUCUACAGUCACGUCAAGUAAUGCCACCUCUCCCUCGACAUCAAUAAUCAGUUCAAGUGAUACUACCGCUACAUCGACAGUAUCUUCAAGUGAUACCACCUCUCCCUCGACUUCAACAGUCACUUCAAGUGAUGCCACCACUACAUCAACAGUCACUUCAAAUGAUGCUACCACUACAUCGACAGUCCCUUCAAGUGAUACCACCACUCCCUCAACAUCAACAGUCACUUCAAGUGAUGCCACCAUUACAUCGACAGUCUCUACAAGUGAUGCCUCCACUGCUUCGACUUCAACCGUCACUUCAAGUGAUGCCACCACUACAUUAACAGUCACUUCAAGUAAUGCCACGUCUCCCUCGACAUCAACAUUCACUUCAAGUGAUGCCACCAGUAUAGCGACAGUCUCUUCAAGUGACUGCACCUCUCCUUCUACAUCAACAGUCACUUCAAGUAGUGCCACCAAUACAUUGACAGUCUCUACAAGUGAUGACUCCACUCCCUCGACAUUAACAGUCACUUCAAGUAAUGCCACCUCUCCCUCGACAUCAACAUUCACUUCAAGUGAUGCCACCAGUAUAGCGACAGUCUCUUCAAGUGACUGCACCUCUCCUUCUACAUCAACAGUCACUUCAAGUAGUGCCACCACUACAUCGACAGUCUCUUCAAGUGAUGCCACCUCUCUCUCGACAUCAACAGUCACUUCAAGUGAUGCUCACACCACAUCAACAGUCCCUUCAAGCGAUGCCAGCACUCCUUCGACGUUAACAGUCACUACAAGUAAUGCCACCUCUCCCUUGACUUUAACAGUCACUUCAAGUGAUGCCACCAAUACAUCAACAGUCACUUCAGGUGAUGCUACUGCUACAUUGACAGUCUCUUCAAGUGAAGCCACCACUCCCUCAACAUCAACAGUCACUUCAAGUGAUGCAACCUCUCCCACAGCUACAUCUACAGUCACGCCAAGUAAUGCCACCUCUCCCUCGACAUCAACAGUCACUUCAAGUGAUACUACCAAUACAUCAACAAUCAGUUCAAGUGAUGCCACCACUACAUCGACAGUCCCUUCACGUGAUGCCACCUCUCCCUCAACUUCAACAGUCACUUCAAGUGAUGCAACCUCUCCCUCAACAACAUCUACAGUCACUUCAAGCAAUGCCACCUCUCCGUCGACAUCAACAGUCACUUCAAGUGAUGCCACCUUUUCCUGGACCUCAACUGUCACUUCAAGUGAUGCCACCGCUUCCUCAACUACAUCAACAGUCAAUUCAAGUGAUGUCAUCACUACAUCAACAGUCAGUUCAAGUGAUGCUACCACUACAUCGACAGUCCCUUCAAGUGAUGCCACCACUACAUCUACAUCGACAGUCUCUUUAAGUGAUACCUCCACACCCUCGACUUUAACAUACACUUCAAGUGAUGCCACCACUCCCUCAACUACAUCUACAGUCACGCCAAGUAAUGCCACCUCUAAGGCAACAUCAACAGUCACUUCAAGUAAUGCCACCUCUAAGGCAACAUCAACAAUCACUUCAAGUAAUGCCACGUCUCCCUCGACAUCAACAAUCACUUCAAGUGAUACUUCCUCUACAUUGGCAGUUACUUCAAGGGAUGCCACCUUUUACUGGACAUCAAGUGAUACCACCGCUUCCUCAACUACAUCAACAGUCACUUCAAGUGAUGCUACCACUACAUCGACAGUCUCUUCAAGUGAUGCCUCUACUCCUUCGACUUCAACAGUCACUUCAAGUGAUACCACCACUACAUCAACAGUCACUUCAAGUGAUGCUACCACUACAUCGACAGUCCCUUCAAGUGAUCCCACCAAUACCUCGACAAUAACAGUCACUUCAAGAAAUGACACCUCUCCCUCGACAUCAACAGUCACUUCAAGGGAUGCCACCAAUACAUUGACAGUCGCAUCAAGUGAUGCUACCACUACAUUUACAGUCUCUUCAAGUGAUACCAACUCUCCCUCGACUUCAACAGUCACUUCAAGUGAUGCCUCCACUCCCUCGACUUCAACAGUCACUUCAAGUGAUGCCACCACUACAUCGACAGUAUCUUCAAAUGAUACCAACUCUCCCUCGACUUCAACAGUCACUUCAAGUGAUGCCACCACUACAUCAACAGUCACCUCAAGUGAUGCUACCACUACAUCGACAGUCCCUUCAAGUGAUACCAAAACUCCCUCGACAUUAACAGUCACUUCAAGUAAUGCCACGUCUCCCUCGACAUCAACAGUCACUUCAAGUGAUACUACCACUACAGCAACAGUCACUUCAAGUGAUGCCACCACUACAUCGACAGUAUCUUCAAAUGAUACCAACUCUCCCUCGACUUCAACAGUCACUUCAAGUGAUGCCAACACCACAUCAACAGUCACUUCAAGUGAUCCUACCACUACAUCGACUGUCCCUUCAAGUGAUACCACCACUACCUCAACAUUAACAGUCACUUCAAGUAAUGCCACGUCUCCCUCAACAUCAACAGUCACUUCAAGAAAUGCCACCAACACAUCGACAGUCUCUACAAGUGAUGCCUCCACUCCUUCGACAUCAACAGUCACUUCAAGUGAUGCCACCAAUACAUCAACAGUCACUUCAAGUGAUGCUACCACUACAUUGACAGUCACUUCAAGUUAUGCUACCACUACAUUGACAGUCUCUUCAAGUGAUAGCACCACACCCUCAACAUCAAGAGUCACUUCAAGAAAUGCCACGUCUCCCUCGACAUCAACAGUCACUUCAAGUGAUACCACCAAUACAUCGACAGUCACUUCAAGUGAUGCCUCCACUUCUUCGACUUCAACAGUCACUUCAAGUGAUGCCACCAAUACAUCAACAUUCACUUCAAGUGAUGCUACCACUACAUUGACAGUCACUUCAAGUGAUGCUUCCACUACAUCGACAGUCACUUCAAGUGAUCCCACCACUACCUCGACAUUAACAGUCACUUCCAGAAAUUCCACCUCUCCCUCAACAUCAACAGUCACUUCAAGUGAUGCCCCCAAUACAUUGACAGUCACAUCAAGUGAUGAUACCACUACAUUGACAGUCUCUUCAAGUGAUGCCACCACUCCCUCAACAUCAACAGUCACUUCAAGAUAUGCAACCUCUCCCUCAACUACAUCUACAGUCACGUCAAGUAAUGCCACCUCUCCCUCGACAUCAACAAUCAGUUCAAGUGAUACUACCGCUACAUCGACAGUAUCUUCAAGUGAUACCACCUCUCCCUCUACUUCAACAGUCACUUCAAGUGAUGCCACCACUACAUCAACAGUCACUUCAAGUGAUGCUACCACUACAUCGACAGUCCCUUCAAGUGAUACCACCACUCCCUCAACAUCAACAGUCACUUCAAGUGAUGCCACCAUUACAUCGACAGUCUCUACAAGUGAUGUCUCCACUGCUUCGACUUCAACCGUCACUUCAAGUGAUGCCACCACUACAUUAACAGUCACUUCAAGUAAUGCCACGUCUCCCUCGACAUCAACAGUCACUUCAAGAAAUGCCACCAAUACAUUGACAGUCUCUACAAGUGAUGCCUCCACUCCUUCGACAUUGACAGUCACUUCAAGUGAUGCUACCACUUCAUUGACAGCUACUUCAAGUGAUGCCACCUUUUACUGGACAUCAAGUGAUGCCACCACUUCCUCAACUACAUCAAUAGUCAUUCCAAGUGAUGUCACCUCUCACUCUACAUCAACAGUCACUUCAAGUAGUGCCACCACUACAUCGACAGUCAUUCCAAGUGAUGCCACCACUCACUCGACAUCAACAGUCACUUCAAGAGAUGCCACAUCUCCCUCGACAUCAAACGUCACGCCAAGUGAUGCCACCACUUCCUCAACUACAUCAACAGUCACUUCAAGUGAUGCUACCACUACAUCGACAGUCACUUCAAAUUCCUCCUUUGACAUGACAGUGGUGGGCUUCCAGAGAGGUAGUGUGGUGGUCAGGAUGAUGUGUGGUUAUAAUGGGAACACUACCGCUGAUGAAAGAACUCUCCAGGCUGCUCUGCAGGACGCAAUCCGCAAACACUUGGACAACUCCGCCAUAGCUACCUUGAAAAGAGUUUCCCAGAUAUCAAUGGCCCCAGGAGCAGGCUGGAAAGUGGCGACAAUAGUCCUGGGAGUUCUGCUGGGCUUCACUUUGACAGUCGUGGUUGUUGUUCUGAUCAUCACCAUAGCGAGGAGAGCAGCUAGCAAGCUGACCUCAUAUAACAUCGAGCAAACAAAGCACAACAGACAAGUGGUGUCCGAUGACUACUUAGAAGGACGUUAUUCUUAUCAGGUGUAG
This is a messenger RNA of Oncorhynchus mykiss (rainbow trout), 6340 nucleotides long. Lineage: Eukaryota; Metazoa; Chordata; Actinopteri; Salmoniformes; Salmonidae. The record is from RefSeq and is a predicted model, not a curated record.